Sphenostylis stenocarpa is the source of this 270-nucleotide messenger RNA. Lineage: Eukaryota; Viridiplantae; Streptophyta; Magnoliopsida; Fabales; Fabaceae. The record is from the annotation of a GenBank genome assembly.
AUGGAAUUGGAAAGGAACCCCAAAGUAUCUACGACCACGCCAACGGCGAUUCACGAUGUUUUUGCCGUGGAGAAAGAGAAAGAAAGAGAUUAUGAAGUAUAUGCUUUUAACUCUUCGUUACCACCUAGGCAUCGGAAGAGUGUUCUGGACGACAAGAGAUGGUUCUUCGCGGAGAAGCUUCGGUGCUACAGAGUCGUAUCCCACUCGGUGGAGAUCAGCGACUGCGACGACGUGAAAGUUUACGUGAAAGAUGUGAUUUUGAUGCACUGA